AGAGAAAAAUGUCUUCAGAUAACCAGUGGUCAGCAGAUGAAGAUGAAGGCCAGUUAUCCCGACUGAUCAGAAAAUCUAGAGACUCCCCAUUUGUCCCUGUAGGGAUAGCAGGCUUUGUGACUGUGGUGUCCUAUGGUCUUUACAAGUUAAAAUACAGAAGAGAUCAGAAAAUGUCCAUUCAUCUUAUUCACAUGAGAGUUGCUGCCCAAGGAUUUGUUGUAGGAGCUGUGACUCUAGGUGUUCUCUACUCUAUGUACAAGGAUUACAUUAGACCUCGAUUCUUCAAUAGGUACAAAAAAUGAAGUUACAAACAAGAAAAAUAAGAAGCCUUCUGAAAAGUACUUACGAAGAAUGAAUUUUCAAUAUAUAGCAAAUUAUACUGCAGAAGUUUCA
Cervus elaphus (red deer) is the source of this 393-nucleotide messenger RNA. It is a transcript of the gene HIGD1C, whose product is annotated as HIG1 hypoxia inducible domain family member 1C. The record is from RefSeq and is a predicted model, not a curated record. The coding region runs from base 9 to 302 and encodes 97 amino acids. The transcript is spliced from 3 exons. Gene Ontology annotation, cellular component: mitochondrion. Gene Ontology annotation, biological process: mitochondrial respirasome assembly. NCBI's taxonomy places the organism in Eukaryota, Metazoa, Chordata, Mammalia, Artiodactyla, Cervidae.